Molecule: messenger RNA, 6447 nt
Organism: Solanum dulcamara
Lineage: Eukaryota; Viridiplantae; Streptophyta; Magnoliopsida; Solanales; Solanaceae
Exons: 7
Coding region: 1-6447 (2148 amino acids)
Biological process (GO): DNA integration
Molecular function (GO): RNA-DNA hybrid ribonuclease activity; nucleic acid binding
Source: RefSeq, a predicted model, not a curated record
AUGACUGGUUCAAGUGCAUCCGAUCAAGAUGGUUUAGGACUUGUCACUAUCCCAAGAGAUGAACCUGAGGCUUCAGAAGGAAGGGAUCCUAUUCCUUAUAAUGAACAUAUUGCUAACCUAAUGCAACAAAUGGCCAAUAUGCAAAGAGAGAUCGAUCGACUUCGAAACCUUACCAAUUUGUCCAUUAGCCUAAAUACACCACUUCCCGAACAUAGGGCAGAUGCAACUAUUCCACCUGUUGACUCUCCCUCGCCUCAAGACUUCCUUCCAAAUCCUUCCCCUUUCAAAACCAAUAUGACUGCUCCUAAACAACCCGUCAACCAACCACAAGUCAAUUUCGCAAACAUCAACUCACAACAAACCAAUCCACUACCUUUCACUACCCCUUAUGUUUCCCAAACUCCAGUCAUCCAAACUACACUUACCCAAGCUCCACUCACUGAAACUAACCCACUUACCCAAAAAGCCCCACUCACCCAAACCAACCCGCUCAUCCAAAAAUACCAAACGAUCCAACAUAUACCUGUGACACAUACUACAACUCCUAACAUGCAAUAUGUGCCACAAGUAUACGUAACAGAAGCUCAACCUUUCGUUGCUCCAAUACCAACCAUGCCAGAAGUCGAUCCAUAUGAUGAGAUGGAGAGAAAGGCCAGAUCAAAAGCAGAUGAAAGUGUAGCUAGGGAGAUUCAUAAUUUGAAAGAAGCGUUCAAAAGUAUCCAACUUCACAAGGAGUGCGAAGGGUUUGAGUAUGAGGAUUUAUGUGUUCAUCCUGAUGUCGAGUUGCCUGUAGGAUAUAAAGUACCAAAAUUUGAUGUGUUUGAUGGGAAAGGAAAUCCACGAGCUCAUUUAAGAUCGUAUUGUGACAAGCUAGUUGGAGUGGGGAAAGAUGAGGCCAUUAGAAUGAAAUUAUUCAUAAGGAGUUUGACAGGAGAAGCACUGGAUUGGUAUACAAGUCAAGAUCCGAAGAAAUGGCAUAGUUGGAGUAUCAUGGCACAGGAUUUCAUGGAUAGGUUCAAGUUCAACACUGAGGCCAUACCAGAUAGAUUCUAUUUGAUGAAAUUAGAAAAAAAGUCGACGGAGUCUUUUAGAGAAUAUGCCAUGAGAUGGAGAGCAGAUGCUGCAAAGGUUCAACCUCCGAUGACAGAAAGUGAGAUGACCUCCCUUUUUAUACAAUCUCAAAAAGAUGCAACGUAUUAUGAAAAGAUGAUAAGCGUGGUAGGACAAAAGUUCUUUGAAGUUGUAAGAAUGGGAGAAUUCAUUGAAGAAGGUAUUAAAACUGGGAGAAUCACUAAUUUGGAUGCCUUACAAGCAACAAGUAAAGCAAUUCAGUCAGAUUCAAUUGGAGGAGCUUUUAAGAAGAAGAAGGACGGAGUGUCCGCUGUCAUGACCAUCCAGGAACGUAGGCCAAACCAAAUGUUAACAUACCAAAACCCUUUACCCCAACCUUCAUACCAUAGUCAGUAUACCCAAGUCCCUCAACCAUAUUACCAGCCUUCUGUCGCCCCUUAUCCAGUUUACACUACUCAGCCAAUAUAUUAUCCAUCCAGAGCGCCUACUUAUCCAAAUACCUCACAAUACCGACCUACAUACCCACCUCAACCCCAUUAUCAAACACAAAUUCGCCCAUCAAAUCCACCAAGGCCCCGCCCAAACUUUGAAAGAAGACCACCCAAAACCUAUACACCUUUAGCCGAACCUUUAUCCCAACUAUAUGAAAGGUUGAGAACCGCAGGGAUACUCCAACCAAUCCAAGCACGAAUUCCCAACCCCCUUCCCGGAUGGUAUGAUGACACUAAGCAUUGUGUCUAUCACUCUGGAGCUGCUGGACAUGACACCGAAAACUGUCUUACUCUCAAGGACAAGAUUGAGGCAUUAAUCAAAGAAGGAGUUAUUCAACUCAGAGGUGCUGCCCCCAAUGUAAAUAACAAUCCUCUUCCAAAUCAUGAGAAUGUGAACAUGAUCACCAUUGAUGAAGAAUGCAAUUUGGAAGGGACUAUUUUGCCAAUCAAAGAAGAGAAGAAUGUUAUGGCAUCUGCCUUUAUUGCUCCCAUUAUCACAAUCCAGGCGCGAGCGCCAUUUGAAGUGGAAGUUUUGGUUCCUAAACCUAAGAUUACGGUUUUGGUUGCUCAAUCAACUCAUUUUGAUACUAAAGCAGUUCCCUGGAGUUACUCAACUGACACAAAGGACAAAGGGAAAGGAAAGGUAGUUGUAGAAGUUGCUGCUGCCGGAAUGACAAGAUCGGGGCGAUGUUACGCCCCUGAAGGUGUUGCACGAAUCGUACCGAAUAAGGAAGUUAACCAAAAGAAAGUUGUGACAGAAGCUGAAAUAGAGGAUUUUUGGAGGAAAAUGCCAACAAAAGAAUAUUCUGUUGUUGAACAGUUGAAGAAGACUCCCGCCCAAAUUUCCUUGAUGUCCUUAUUGAUGAGUUCUGAAACUCACAGGAGCGCUUUGGUGAAAGUUCUAAGUGAAGCUUAUGUUCCGGCCAAUAUCACAAGUGAGAAUCUUUCAGCUAUGGUAGGGCAGGUUUUGGAAGCAAACAAAGUCUGUUUUCACGAAGAGGAAUUACCAUCUGAAGUCAUUGGCGAAAUUGAUUUGCCACUGCAAAUUGGACCCGAGGAGUUCGUGGUAGAAUUCCAAGUAUUGGACAUACCUGCUAGUUACAAUUUAUUGCUUGGGAGGCCUUGGAUCCAUAUGGCUGGUGCGGUCCCUUCUACCCUGCACCAAAAUUUGAAAUUUGUUUGGAACCACCACGAGAUUAUUAUUCAUGGAGAAGGUAGUAAUUCUAUGUAUCCUGAGAAUUCAAUCCCUGUUGUUGAAAGUAUGGAAGAACUGGAUGGGUCUGUGUUCCAUACUAAAGAGAUUAUGUGUGUUCAUCAAACCGAAAGGGUAAAGUUACCACGUGUGCUUGUGAUGGUGGCUUGGGAAAUGUUGAAGAAUGGUUUCAUGCCUGGUCGAGGUCUUGGAGUGAACUUAGGUGGAAUAGUAAAACCAAUUCAAUUGUUGGGCCAGAAAUACACCUUUGGUUUGGGAUACAAGCCUACUCCUGAAGAAGUCUCAUUGGCCGAUCUCAAAAGGAAAAGUGACAUUUCAUUGCCCCAUCCCAUUCCGCACUUGAAUCAGUCAUUUUCCAAGGCAUAUAUUAUAAAAGAAUCAGAGGAAGACGCUGAAAACACCCUCGUGGAAGGACUCAAAAACUUAUUUAUAGAAGAAGCGGAAUGCAACAUGAUCUUGGAGGAUUGUACCGAGAUUCCGACCAUAUGGGAUGUGGAGCCUGGAGAUGCUUUGAACAAUUGGACUUAUAACCCAUCCCCGUUUCCUCGAAAAUCUUGCGAGCAAAUUAAUGAAUCUGCCAAUACCGAGAAUGUGCAACCUGAAGAGUUGACUGAAGAUUUUGAACAUUUUGAGAAUAAAAUAAAGCCAAAUUUGGAUGAAACUGAGACGGUAAAUUUGGGAGAUUCAGAACUAAUGAAAGAAACAAGAAUUAGCAUCCAUUUGACUCCGUCUCAAAGAAAGGAACUUAUUGAUCUUUUGGGACAAUAUAUGGAUGUAUUUGCAUGGUCUUAUGAUGAUAUGCCGGGUCUAAGCACAAACAUUGUUUCACAUAAGUUGCCAACUGAUCCAUCUUGUCCCCCAGUCAAGCAAAAGCCAAGGAAGAUCAAGCCUGAUCUGAGUUUAAAAGUUAAGGAAGAAGUUUCUAAGCAAAUCGACGCCAACGUCAUCCGAGUCACAAAGUAUCCUACAUGGUUAGCUAAUAUAGUGCCAGUGCCAAAGAAAGAUGGAAAAAUCAGAGUAUGUGUAGACUAUCGAGACCUCAACAAGGCCAGUCCGAAAGAUGAUUUUCCACUUCCAAACAUUCACAUACUUAUUGAUAAUUGUGCAAAGCAUGAGUUGCAGUCAUUUGUUGAUUGCUUUGCAGGCUACCAUCAGAUUCUAAUGGAUGAAGAAGACGCUGAUAAAAUGGCAUUCAUCACACCUUGGGGAGUGUAUUGUUAUCGAGUAAUGCCUUUCGGACUCAAAAAUGCAGGAGCAACAUACAUGAGAGCUAUGACUACCAUUUUUCAUGACAUGAUCCAUAAGGAGAUUGAAGUCUAUGUAGAUGAUGUCAUUAUCAAGUCACAAAAGAGCUCCAAUCACCUCACAGAUUUAAAGAAGUUCUUUGAUAGGUUGAGGCGGUAUAAUCUGAAAUUAAAUCCUGCAAAGUGUGCAUUUGGUGUCCCUGCUGGAAAGUUGUUGGGUUUCAUUGUGAGUAGGAAGGGCAUAGAAUUGGAUCCUUCAAAAAUAAAGGCUAUUCAAGACUUGCCCCCUCCAAAGAGUCGAAAGGAUGUAAUGAGUUUUCUUGGUCGACUAAAUUACAUUAGUCGAUUCAUUGCACAGUCGACUAUAAUUUGUGAACCAAUCUUCAAGUUGUUGAGGAAAGACGCUGCCAUUAAAUGGACUGAAGAUUGUCAACAAGCUUUUGACAGAAUCAAGGAGUACUUAUCUAGUCCGCCCGUCUUGGUGCCUCCAAAACCGGGGAGACCAUUGCUACUAUAUAUGUCAGUAUCGGACAAUGCAUUUGGAUGUGUGUUAGGACAACAUGAUGAAACUGGGAGGAAAGAACAGGCUAUAUACUACUUGAGCAAGAAAUUCACGCCUUAUGAAGCCCGGUAUACUUUAUUGGAACGCACUUGUUGUGCCUUGACUUGGGUUGCACAAAAGUUAAGACAUUACUUAUGCGCGUAUACCACUUUUCUCAUCUCAAGGAUGGAUCCACUCAAAUACAUAUUUCAGAAGCCUAUGCCAACGGGGAAGUUGGCAAAAUGGCAAAUUUUACUAAGUGAAUUCGAUAUUAUUUAUGUCACUCAGAAGGCCAUCAAGGGACAAGCGCUUGCUGAUCAUCUUGCUGAAAACCCUGUGGAUGAAGAGUACGAGCCUCUUAAAACUUAUUUCCCUGAUGAAGAGGUGUUAUUUAUUGGAGAGGAUAUUUUAGAAGAAUAUCAUGGGUGGAGGAUGUUCUUUGAUGCGAAAUUCAAGUUUCUAUGCACUAACAAUAUGGCGGAGUAUGAAGCUUGUAUUCUUGGACUUAGAAUGGCUGUUGAUAUGAAUAUACAAGAAUUGUUGGUUAUAGGUGACUCAGACUUAUUGAUUCACCAGGUACAAGGCGAAUGGAGCACCAAGAAUGUGAAGAUACUCCCCUAUUUGCAAUGUGUGAAGGAAAUAUGCAAGAAAUUUAUCAAGAUAGAGUUCAGGCAUAUUCCUAGAGCUCAAAAUGAAUUCGCAGAUGCCUUGGCAACCAUGUCCUCUAUGAUUCAACAUCCAGACAAGAAUUAUAUAGAUCCAAUCAAAAUCAAUGUGCAGGAUCAACCAGCCUAUUGUUUCCAUGUGGAUGAAGAAAUAGAUGGAGAACCAUGGUACUAUGAUAUUGUGAGGUAUCUCAAAGAAGGAGAUUAUCCAGAAGGCAUAAGCAAUAUUCAAAAGAGAACACUACGGAGGCUUGCAAAUCACUUUUUCUUAAGUGGAGAAAUCCUUUAUAGGAGGACUCCAGAUUUAGGUUUAUUAAGGUGUGUCGACUCCCAAGAGGCGAGCAAGUUGAUUGAAGAAAUACAUGGGGGUACUUGCGGGCCACACAUGAAUGGUUUUACUUUGGCAAAGAAGAUUGUGCGGGCCGGAUAUUUCUGGAUGACUAUGGAAACAGACUGCAUUCGCUUUGUGAGGAAAUCUUGGGGCAUGGAUGUCAUCGGUCCUAUCGAACCAGCCGCAUCAAAUGGACACAGGUUCAUUUUGGUAGCUAUCGAUUACUUCACAAAAUGGGUAGAAGCAUCCUCACAUAAGUCUGUGACAAAAAAAGUGGUGACAGAUUUUGUUCGCAAUAACAUAGUUUGUAGAUUUGGCAUCCCCCAUUCGAUUAUAACAGAUAAUGGAGCUAACCUCAAUAGCGGUUUGAUGCAUGAGAUAUGUGAUAAGUUCAAAAUCAUUCACCGCAAUUCUACUCCUUACCGACCACAGAUGAAUGGAGCAGUUGAGGCUGCCAACAAGAAUAUCAAAAGACUUUUGGUUUAUGGAACAGAAGCAGUAUUACCAAUGGAAGUUGAGAUACCAUCCCUGAGGAUAAUCCAAGAAGCUGAGUUGAGUGAUGCCAAAUGGAUACAAAGCCGAUAUGAACAAUUGAUGCUCAUUGAUGAAAAAAGAAUGAAUGCAGUUUGUCACGGACAACUUUAUCAACAUAGGAUGGCCAAAGCUUUCAAUAAAAAGGUAAGACUGAGACAGUUCAGGCCUGGACAAUUGGUGUUAAAACGGAUAUUCCCGCACCAAGAAGAAGCUAAGGGGAAGUUUGCGCCUAAUUGGCAUGGGCCUUAUGUGGUUCACAGAGUGUUGACUGGAGGAGCGGUGAUUCUAGCAGAAAUGGACGGAAAGAUAUGGCCGAAAGCCAUCAAUUCAGAUGCGAUUAAGAAAUACUAUGUCUAG